AUGGCGAAGGCAGACCAGCGUUUCGGCCAGCGGGACGGCUCCGACCAGAACUUUGACUACAUGUUCAAGCUCCUGAUCAUCGGCAACAGCAGCGUUGGGAAAACCUCCUUCCUGUUCCGCUACGCCGACGACUCCUUCAGCAACUCCUUUGUCAGCACCGUGGGCAUCGACUUCAAGGUGAAGACGGUGUAUCGCAACGACAAGAGGAUCAAGCUGCAGAUCUGGGACACGGCAGGACAGGAGCGUUACCGCACAAUCACCACGGCCUACUACCGCGGUGCCAUGGGCUUCAUCCUCAUGUAUGACAUCACCAAUGAGGAGUCCUUCAACGCCGUCCAGGACUGGGCGACUCAGAUUAAGACGUACUCAUGGGACAACGCCCAGGUAAUCAUGGUGGGCAACAAGUGCGACAUGGACGAGGAGAGAAUCGUGCCACUCGAGAAAGGAAAGCACCUCGCCGAACAGUUAGGCUUCGAGUACUUUGAGGCGAGCGCCAAGGAGAACAUCAACGUCCGGCAGGUCUUCGAGCGCCUGGUGGACAUCAUCUGUGUGAAGAUGUCGGAGCGCGUGGACGUGGAGGUGCCAGCGGCCCCCGGCACCAAGACCACCAGACUCACCGACAAGCCCGCCCAGCUACCUCAGAAGUGCUGCUGA
Molecule: messenger RNA, 654 nt
Organism: Cyclopterus lumpus (lumpfish)
Lineage: Eukaryota; Metazoa; Chordata; Actinopteri; Perciformes; Cyclopteridae
Gene: rab3b
Product: RAB3B, member RAS oncogene family
Exons: 4
Coding region: 1-654 (217 amino acids)
Biological process (GO): protein secretion; regulation of exocytosis; protein localization to plasma membrane
Cellular component (GO): endosome; plasma membrane; synaptic vesicle
Molecular function (GO): GTPase activity; GTP binding
Source: RefSeq, a predicted model, not a curated record